Molecule: messenger RNA, 1152 nt
Organism: Cavenderia fasciculata
Lineage: Eukaryota; Evosea; Eumycetozoa; Acytosteliales; Cavenderiaceae
Exons: 2
Coding region: 1-1152 (383 amino acids)
Molecular function (GO): acid phosphatase activity; metal ion binding
Source: RefSeq, a predicted model, not a curated record
AUGGCUAUUAGUUGGUUUACAAUGGACCAAGGAGAAGAACCAACUGUAGUACUUAGUGAACGUCCAUUUGAACCAUCUGCUGGUAUUGCUGGUUUGGCUCAAUCGUCUGCCUCUUGCUCGUCUCUCUCUGAUGAAAAACACUGGCACGGAUAUAUCAACACUGCUAUUGUCAAGGGUUUGUCUAGUCACUCGACCUAUUACUAUUCCUGUGGAGACUCUAAAGAUCUAGUCUGGAGCAGCCUCUAUAAUUUUACCACUGGUGUCUAUCCAAGUGCUACUACCACUGUCACUCCAUUCACCAUCGCUGCCUAUGGAGAUAUGGGAAGCACAGGUGGUGAUUCUGUCACUAUUGCCAAUCUUGCCAAACGUACAGAUUUCUCUUUCCUUCUUCAUGUUGGUGAUAUUGCUUAUGCAAAUGAUUCUCCAUCAGGAAAUUAUACAAUUUGGACAUCAUUUUUAGAACAAAUUAAUCAACUUAGUUCAACGUUGGCAUACCAAGUAUGUAUUGGUAAUCAUGAUACAUUCCAAGAUGAAAAGAUUUACCAAAAGACAUUUAUCAUGCCAACUGAAAAGUCUGAUGAAACUUGGUAUUCGUUUGAUUAUAAUGGUGUCCACUUUGUAGCCUUUUCAACCGAAGAUGACUAUUCAACCAUCUCUAAGCAAUAUGCUUGGAUUGAAAAGGAGUUGUCUAGUUUUAGAGCAUCCAAUGAGUUUGGUUGGCUCAUUGUCUAUGCUCAUCGUCCCAUGUACUGUAGUAGUUCCGACGGAUACUGUGAUGCCUCUGACAAGAAACACAAGGAUGUAUUAAAGUAUAUCGAACCAUUACUUUACAAGUACAACGUCCAUCUAGUUGUCAUGGGUCACUCUCACUCUUACGAACGUACUCUUCCAGUCUAUGAAAACCGUGUCAUGGGUACCUACGAACAACCAUUAGCUCCUGUCCACCUGGUCAUCGGUACAGCUGGCAACCGUGAAGGAUUGAUCAACGGAUGGCAAGACCCAGCACCCGUCUGGAGUGCAGGUCCUCGUCUUGAAGAGACUGGUUUCGGUAUCCUUUCAUUUAACGAUUCUCAUCUAAUCUAUCAAUUCUAUCUUGAUAGUAAUGAUUCUAUUGUUGAUCAAUUUGUUUUAACUAAAUAUUCCUACAAUUAA